Porites lobata is the source of this 1371-nucleotide messenger RNA. Lineage: Eukaryota; Metazoa; Cnidaria; Anthozoa; Scleractinia; Poritidae. The record is from the annotation of a GenBank genome assembly.
GAAAAUCUUACAAUCGACAAAGGUCUAACGCGACGAGAAAUUACUACAUUUCUUAACCAUGCCGUCAAUCUGGGUUGCUAUGUAACAAAUCUAACUGGACCUACAAAGUCUGAACUGGAACUGGUUGUGUACACCUGGAAAAAGCCGAACAAUGAUACUGUCAGGAAGUCUUCACGGGCAGAAAUUCGUGCGAACGUUCUGGUGGUGACACCAAAGUCCCCAGAGGACUUUGGAAUGUACGAAUGUAACGUCACGAAGGGAGCGUCAAGUACUCGAUGUAGAAUCUUAUUGAUAAGAGGAAUGAAGUAUACUGGUGAGUAUACAAAACAAGCGUCUUGGAUACUGAAUAAACACUGCCUUCUUGGACAACCCAAUUCUCAGUGACACAAAUCUAAUUUUUUUUAUUCACAAUUUAAACUAUUACGAAUCCCAGGUUCUAUUGUACCCUUUGAGAACUUCUUCAACAGUUUUUUCACGAUACUAUUUGCUUGUCAAUAUUUCAGUUUUAAAUGAAAUUUGGGAUAAACUUGAAUGUGAAUGUUUGAUUUCAUACUGUUGAUUAAUGGCUUUUUGUUAUGCAUUUCAGGAAGAAAAGGGUGUGUCAAUAUUUCUGUUUUGAUGCCUGUUUUGGCUGUAGCAGUGCUGUCUGCCCUGUUAUUCGUUCAUCUCGUUAUCAGACGAAAGGAGCCUAAAAUACUCAGCCAAAAACGACGAAAAUCUACCAUAGGUCUGGACCAUCCUCAUGCCGAACAACGCAGAAAGUCCAGGAAUUUACUGUACAACAGUUAUAAUGAUGAAACAGCAAACAAUAAUGAAAAGAAGCAAGACAUUGUCUCCACAGAGAUGCAGGUGACAAAUGAUUACACCAGCGCACCAAAACCGCAGGAGCCGGAGCCAGAGCCGAAACCUAGUGAAGAACGCAGGCGCGAACGAAGAUCUGGUUUUUCCAAUAAAUCUUUUCGAGAUCUCUCCAUAGAACUCGAUGACGCGGAAAUUGGAUCUCAGGUAUCAGACGAAUCAAAAACUUCCAACGACAAAAGCGGUUUUUACAACAAGAUCUUCAAAAGCGAUUCCAUUGACGAGAGCGAUGGCGAAGUCUUUUCCCAAACAACGGAGGAAGCAGUCUCAGUGGACAAACCUAACAAGGGUAAAGGCAAAGGUUUUUUGAAUAAAGCCUAUCAUUCGGAAUCUAUGGAUCUUAAUGAUGGUGACGCACAAGCUGCCACUGUUAGUUCUGUCAUGGAUGCAUUUUCCAACCAAGGAAUUAAAACGGAGUCUGUCGAUGUUCACAUUGCAAAAGAGAAAGAGAAAGUUCCAAGUGCAAAGGAGCCGAUUUAUGAUGAUAUACCUAUUGCUGAUACAUACUUCUGA